Messenger RNA from Anguilla anguilla (European eel), 528 nucleotides. RefSeq names its product gamma-crystallin M2-like. Gene Ontology annotation, biological process: visual perception; lens development in camera-type eye. The coding region runs from base 1 to 528 and encodes 175 amino acids. The transcript is spliced from 3 exons. The record is from RefSeq and is a predicted model, not a curated record. NCBI's taxonomy places the organism in Eukaryota, Metazoa, Chordata, Actinopteri, Anguilliformes, Anguillidae. Gene Ontology annotation, molecular function: structural constituent of eye lens.
AUGGGGAAGAUCAUUUUCUACGAGGACAAGAGCUUCCAGGGCCGCCGCUACGAGUGCGGCGCCGACUGCGCCGACCUCCACUCCCACUUCUCCCGCUGCAACUCCGUCCGCGUGGAGACGGGCUGCUGGGUCCUGUACGAGCGCCCCAACUACACGGGGUACCAGUACGUGCUGACCCGCGGGGAGUACCCCGACCCGCAGCAGUGGUCAGCCUUCAACGACAGCGUCAGGUCGUGCCGCUGGAUCAAAAACACCUACGGGAAUUCGUACAAGAUCAGAAUUUACGAGCGCCCGAACUUCGAGGGUCAGAUGGCGGAGCACGGCGAGGACUGCCCGUCGGUGCAGGACGCCUUCAAGUUCCGCGACGUGCAGUCGUGCGCGGUGUCUGACGGUGCCUGGGUGUUCUACGAGCUGCCCAACUACAGGGGGCGCCAGUACUUCCUGGAGCGCGGCGAGUACCGCCAGCACACGGACUGGGGCGCCACCGCGCCCGCCAUCGGCUCCUUCCGCCGAAUCACUGAGUUCUGA